Molecule: messenger RNA, 5559 nt
Organism: Doryrhamphus excisus (bluestripe pipefish)
Lineage: Eukaryota; Metazoa; Chordata; Actinopteri; Syngnathiformes; Syngnathidae
Source: RefSeq, a predicted model, not a curated record
CCUGCCAUUAUGUAGGAAUAUUGCAUACUCAGCAUGCAAUUUGACUAUUGAAUAUGCUUUUGUACUUCAGUGCUCUCCAUUUUGUUGCAUUUUGUUGGUUUUAGGUUCAAGUUCAGUCUGUACAGUACAGAUAAAUAAAUAGAUAUCAGUUUCUCAAAAGGAUUUCAAAUCAGUAAGUCAAAUAUUCCAAACCAAAAUGCCGUCUGCUGGGUUCAAUACAAAAAUUCUGCAUAAUAAAGUGUCAGUUUCAAUACAAUAAAAGGUAUGUAGGCUACUGCUAAUGUGACAUUUUCUCCAAAUCUGACCAUAGGCAAUGCUGUUUUUGAGCCUGGAUAAAAGGGUCAUGCUACAUUUAUUGACAAAAUAUGUUAGCUAAAAAGACAAGAAGGUUUUUAAUACUUUCAAUAUGAAGAAGUGUUGAAAAUAUCAGGAUACAUAAUAAAGAUACAAAGUUGUCAGGAGUGUGUUCAGUUUUGACGGAACCAAACCAGAUGUCAGGUUCUCGGAAUGCUUGUUUGGAUGUGAACGCACCCUGAAACAGAUAUAUAAGUCCCUUCUACACACCCAGACGUUCCUUAAAAGUCUAUUUUGGGAGCAGGCAUUCCUCCAUCCUCUCCUGAGGAUGCAGCACACAGGUCCGUCCAUUCAAUAGCUCUUUGUGUGUAUCUGUUUUCUUCAUGUGCAACCCUUUUAAGGGACCCCAAGGGGACCAUGUCACAGUUGUUGUGACGCCAUGCGUAAAGUAUCCAUGCAUUCAUUCAGCUAGCUAUGCGCAAUUAGCAGGUUGGACAUUAACAGAUCAAGCCUGACUUGCCUCGUACGUCACCUCGGCAGUGUUUGGCGUCAAUGAAAGGAAUGAAAUACAAUAACACUUAAAUGUGGGCUAUUGUUAAUUGAAAUGAAAAUGUACUGGUCUUACCUUCAGAAGUGGAUGCCUCCCAUACCCUGCCUGUGCAGAUGACACCAACUGUGGAGUGAACAGGGACGUUAAAGUCGUGGCAUCGUCCAAAAAAAAAAAAAAUCUCCUAAACACAGUCUUGCAGUAAAAUGUGCUCAGAACUUAUUUCGAACUCUUUGAAAUUGCCUUUUUACUGUUUGUUUGUUUUUUACAAUCAUCGAAAAGAAAGAGCAACUUAUCCCGAUGAUGCGUGUUGGAGGAUGCAGUCAUCUGCAUGCCAGCCUCUCUCCUCCAGCUGUGGAGCCCAACAGUCCCGCCUGCUUGUGGCGUCACGACGACGCGCCACGUACUGCGCGUUUUUGCAACACAUUGUGGCACCAAAUAUUUUAGUGCGUCAUCGUCAUGGUUUACUUCAAACGAAUUGUGUACCGAUUAACCUAUUGCACCGCCGAAUGAUACCCAAAGUUCUUACUUUUUGCUGUGCCGCGAACGCUCCUUGAGAGUGAAAAAUGUCCUAUUGUCAUGGAAUGCAUCAUUACAAACUCCGCCCCGUAACCUAAAAGUGAAACAAAACUUGAAACCGGCCGUAAGGUAGGUGAAAACACGUAAAAAACGUAUAUACCACUAAUAUCACCAAAAGUCGAAUGUAGUCCGGAAAUAAAACAGAAACAAUAUGUUUACACGAGUCGAAGAGCCUCUUUUUGACAGGCGUCCUCGAUUGCAAAGAUCAUAUUUAGCUAAUGUCAUUGCUGUGUUAUUACUAUGGAUAUUUAUGUGUGCACCAGAAUGGCUGACCCGGAAGUGGGGGUGUUGUUGGAAGAGUGCCUCGUGUCAGUAAGAGCAGAAUGUUCCACAGAGCCCAUUGACAGGCAGAACUAUUGCAGUUUAAGAGACUCCUUGUGUGCCGAGUUGGCCUCUCUCCUGCAGGAGGCCAUGGAGAUGAGGUGGCCCUUUGUGCCUGAGAAAUGGCAAUACAAGCAGUCCAUCUGCGCCAACGACAAGACCAACUUGAGUGAUGUCAUCAGCCAGAACCUACCCCAGCUGCUGAAUGUCCUCAAGGCCUCCAUCAUGGCCCAGGAGGCACAUGCGGCGCUCGCUGUGAUUUUUCUAGUGGACCGCUUCCUCUACUGGACCGACGAGUCCACACGAUUGUUGGAGAUCACCAAGUUGCUUCACAAACGCUACCCUGUUGCCCCCGUGGCCCCUCAGUUGGUCAUACGGCGGGCACGCGUCUACCUCAACUCAGGGAAACUACAGAAGGCUGAAUACAUAUUGAGCCAUCUAAUCAUCAGCAGUGGAGCCACAGGAUGCUGGGUGUACCACUGUGAAAGUGACCGUGCUCUUGUACAGGCUGUUAGUCUGCAAGUGCGUGGGAUGGUUUUGCAAAAGCUAGGCCUGUGGCUGGAGGCUGCUCUGCUCGUCUGGGCAUCUCUGGUCGGUUAUUACGCUCUGCCUCAGCCAGAUAAGAAGGGCAUAGGGACCUCUCUCGGCAUCCUGGCUAACAUUCUGGUGUCCAUGAAUGAUGAGGACUUCGGUGCUUUCAAGGCCAACCCAGACAUUGACUUAUCUUUGCUUGGUGAUGCAAGCCAUCGUCUCCUGUCAGCAGCCGAGGCAGCCAAAAUGGCGGUGGUGUACAGCCAGUACACGUCUCUCUAUGUGCUGACUAAUGUGACUGCACAAGGGACCAGCUUGUUGUCGUACAGUUUUUCCGUUGCGUGUCCCCCCACAGAGAGGAAGCCAUUCCUCCUGCAGGCCAAAAAGGCGUUUGAGAUCGGCCUCCUCACCAAAGCAGACGGUGAGGUGAUCACCAGCAAGCAGGAGCUCCACACUUUCAUCAAGGCUGCUUAUUCACUCGCUGUCACUCACAAAUGGCUCAACGGAUCUUCGGAGGCUGUGACGCAUGCCUCACUGGCCUGCCAAGAAGCUUUGGCUAGUUUUUACCACUACUGCCAUCCGGAUACUCAGGACAGAGGUGGCUUUGGUAUGGACGUCAUGCAACUGAUUGCUCGAGUCAAACUGGACUUGCAAGUGGAGCCUUUCUUAAAUUCUGAUGGCCGCUCUUUUAUCCCCGAUAGCUACAGAAACACGAGUGACAGGUUGGUUGGUUUCACAAUGGAAGCCUUCUCCAAGCUGUUGGAGAGAUUUCAAAAGUAUCACGUGUCGUUGUGCAAGACCACCAAAGCAAAGUGUAAGGCUGGGAAGGAGGAAGAGGAUGGAGCAGGGAUGUGCAUGACUGCACUGGCGACAACAGUGGGUGCAUUCAACACAGAAUGCACGACAGAGGCCUGCAAACCUUCAGAAGAUGCUCCUCAACCGCCUGACAGUGGCAGCAUAGAUGGCCUUAGCUCUUCCUGGCAGAAGCUCUCCUUAAAAAGUUCACUGUUUCCUCAGCUCAGUAGUAGUGGUGGUUACUCAGGAAGGAGUGUCGCCGGACCUCAAAAUGUUGGCUCUGCGACUUUCCUGAAAUCGGAAAGACCUGACAGUUCCUUAUGCUCAAGUCGUGGUUCUGACAAGUUUGAAAUAAUAGAAGCUGAAAUACCGACAGUUGACUCUGAUGUCCCAGACGAUGAUCGUGGACCAGAAGCUGGAGCGCCACAGUCCUUAUCCCAGUUAAUACUAAGAUCAAGCUCUCUGAGCAACAGUUUUGGUUCUAAAUCAUCAGGUGAAAACACCUCAUCAGUCUCAAGAUCCAGGACUGCAGGGACCCACCAAAGCAGCAAAUCAUCCGACACCAGCGGAAGCUUCUUUCUCAUGAGAACACAAGAUUCAGAAACCAGUGAUCUGGAGUAUGACCCUGUUUUUGAAUGGGAAUUUCUGGGUAUGCCCAAACCUGUAGAAACCCAGAAUGUAGCAAUUCCAGAACAGUGUAGCAGUACUGAAUCCUCGACAGAAGACUCCCAUGGCAUACCGGAGGAGUUCAUGGUUGGUCUUGAAAGCUUGAACCCUUGGUGCCACAGCUGCCUGAAGCAUGGCGCCUUUGCUCGUGUUGCUCCAGAUGGGAAGUAUUCCUUGUCCCAGGAGGACUACCAGAGCCUCCUGGCUGGGGUUUGCCAUGAAUGUCUGCUGAAGAGGCUGCAUAGCAACAAGAGGAAGUUCAAACUGGACCGAUACAGCACGGCUCACAGCGCUCUUCAUUUGAAGUUCUCCAAAGCCACGGGACUGUGGACCGCGAGGGAGACCUGUGCAUACAUCGGCCAGUCACUGAAUUUGCACGGCACUCACAGAAGCGCCAUCUGGGUCCAGUUCUUGCACCAGGAGGAGAGGCUGAGCAGUUACGUCGGGAAGGACUACCUUAAGCCGACACAGAUUCAGUUCCACCUGAGAGACGUGGAAAGACAAAUGACAGCUCAGUAUUACGUGACAGAAUUCAACAAGAGUCUCUACGACAAGGACGUCAUGGCCCAGAUGUUCUUCCUGCCAUCAGAGGCGCUAUUGAUUGUAGAAGGAGAUGAAAUAGCGGGUUGCAUCACAGUGGAGCCUUACAUGCUCGGCCAGUUCGUCAAACUCACCAACAACAAGAAAAAGAAGAACAACAAACUCCCGGCAACGGAAUACGGCCUAGCUUUCGGACAUUUUACCUACCUUCACUCCAACUGCCAGGAAGUUGUGGUGGACUUGCAAGGGUGGGUGACAGCCAACGGCAAAGGACUGACUUAUCUCACUGACCCACAGAUUCACUCCACCAGAACCCCCCGAGGCCCCAACUUUGCUCACAGCGGCAUUACUUCCUUCCUGCGGGACCAACACGGACCAGAAUGCAACAGUGUGUGUCAGCUGCUCAAUCUGACGCCAGUGCCUAAACAGUGAUAUAGAUAAUAGGAUGAGUGGUCUCCAAAACUGCAGAGGUUAUUGGAAUUCUUCAUUUGAAGUAUCUUUAUCUUAGCAGCUUUAUCUACCUCUACAUGCGCUUUAAAAUGUUACUACUCGGCGGUUGGUGUGAAAGUCUUGUGUUAAAUUUGCCAUACUUUUAGGGUUUACAAUGGACUCAUCAGGGCUACAAAUGCUGGCUGAGCAGUUUGCUCCUUUCCAACAUUGGUUCUAUUGCCGUUCUGUUGCACAAUAUACUUAUUAAUAGAUGACCAUGUGGUAACUUUCUCAGGGAAAAAUUUACUUAUUUAUAAUGAGUUUUCAAAACCACCUCUAUGCGGUUAUCAGCUGCUUCCUGUUAUGAUCCAGUUGUCUUCGCUGUUUAGGUCAAUCAGUAACCUUCGGAGUCAUGUCUUGAUAAUAAGAGUAAUAAUAAAUGAUUGGCAUAUCAGAGUGUUGGGCAUUAUAAUAAAUAAUUUCUUUAUAUUUAUGAUAACAGUUGACAGUGGAAAUGAUUUGUCUGCACCAGCCUUACAAAUACUAUAUAUGAGUGGAUUGUAGUUUGACCGGUUUGACAGUGCAGAAAUCACCUGACACAUGGACCAAAAGCCGCCUUGAAUUCAACUUUGUUUUGUGACUGACGAAAUAUGGGUCAUAUGCAUAGUCUGUAUAUGACAAACAAACACACUAGUCGUCACAUGAUCUUAUUGUGUCAAACAUCCUGCUGAUCAUGUGAUUUUAUGUUUCACAGCUAAUAAAAUAGAAAGGUGACCAAGAUCUGCGGUGUCAUGUUUCACCAGGCAAACUUAAUUUAAAUGAAAUACGUAAAGUUCUUGAUUAACAGAAAUGCAAGA